UUGACAGAUAGAUGCAGAACCUGUUAUUUUCGUUUCAUUCAUUUGAAGACUUGAAAAUAGUCAAUAAUGCGGUGUGCCGUAUUAAAACUAAACUAAAUUUCUGAUAAAAAUUGAUGAAAAAUGUAGUGUUUUGUGAUUUUUCUGUGUAGUUUAAUUGUAUCCUUUCGUUAGGGAAUAAUACUAGAUAUCGAUAGUUAGUUUAUUGGAUUUGAAACUAAUAAUAAUAAGACAUUUAUUUAUGAAUAAAAAUAAUGUAAAAAACGAUAUGGAUUCUGGACUGGGAAGUGACGAGGACCGAAAGGGCCGUACGAAAGAGCAAAAACAGUUGCACAAUCAGCAGUUGCUCAGUGGUUGUUUUAUUGAUGCGUCUAGUCUUUCCGACGAUGCCGAAGUUCUUGAUCAAAGAAGAACUGAUGAACGGCGCCAAGGGGCGCUCAUCUUUCAAAAUUCCAUCCCAAACUUUUCCAUGCUCCAAAUGCCCAACUCCACUGAAGAGAGGGAUUUUGAUUGUGCUUCGGGUAACAUGUCAAACUUCCCUGAAACAAGCACCCCUUACAAUUCCAUAAUUCAGUUGGAUCUGGAGGAGCAGGAGGCUGCAAGGAAAAGCCCCCUUGGUUUCUAUGUUGACUUGAAUGAUGUGGCUGAUGUACCUGAGACACCACCUGCUAAUUCUACAAAAAAGAAUAUUUUCUCAAUGGUUAUAGAUUUUGAGGCACCAAAGAAAGGAAAACCAACCACAUUAAGUUCUUCUUUUAGUGCUCACAAGAAAAAGUUAAAAAGCAAUGGUUUAGGCUCUGGAAGCCUUUCUUCGAGCUACAGCUCUAUUAAUUCCUAUUCUGUGGCAGGAACCAGCAGACAAAGUGAAGAACAGGAAAAAGAAACAGUUAAGGAACCCAUUAGUAUUAGCAUAUUAUCUGCAUCAUUGGUUAAAAAUUUAUCAUUAUCUUCAAAAUCGUCUAGUAGUAGUGAAAAUGUUGUGAUUGAAAAGAAUAAUGAGGACUCCUGUGAUGAAUUGUUGACUGAAAUUGAAAAUUUGGAAUGUGAUAAAAAUUCAACCAAAACAGAGGGUGACAAUAAUAGUGCAGCAUCUCUUAAAAGUCCAGAUAAUGAUAUUGUUCCAGUUCAAAUCGAGGAAAAACAUACUGUAGCACAAGCUGUUCAGUUCGUCAAGCUCUCCGACCUGGAAUGUCAAAAACCGCGCGUGGACCUCAACUUUACGCCUCGCAUGAGCCGGUCCAUCCCCGAGAGCCACUGGGUCGAGAGCCCUUUACUGAUGUCCCGUUCGGCCGGCUAUCGCAGCGCCCCCCAUCCGCUCGAACCCGAAAACGACGAACUGUCCGAUUCGGACACCAUUUCCAGCCUGGAAACGUCGCGGCCCAGAAAGGCGGUUAGAAGGCUGGGCACGGAUUUGCUGCGCAUGUUUUUGGAGGAGGUCGGGCCCGAUGUUGUGGUGGAAGUGGACGGGCACAAGUUGAAGGCGCAUAAGUGCAUAUUGGCGUCUAGGUGCCAGUAUUUUGCCGCACUAUUAAGCGGCAAUUGGUUGGAGAAGUCUGGGAAUGUUAUUUCGUUACAGGGCUUUUCCUAUGAAUCGGUCUACUUCUCCCUUUGCCACAUCUACAGUGGCGCCGCUCACGUUCCGGAUUCCAUAAGUUUGUUAGAGUUAGCAUCGUUAGCAGACAUGUUAGGCUUGGAAGGUUUAAAGGAAGUAGUCGAGCAUGCCCUCAAACAACGACACUGUCAUUCUUUCCACAAACCUUGCGCCGGUUGUUGCACCGGCGUCCUGGAAGUUCUACCGCUCUCUGCCGCGUACGGUUUGGACGAUUUGUACCAGAAAUGUUUGCAAUGGAUCACGCAGCAUUUCGUGAGGGUCUGGCCGAGCAGAGCUUUCGCCAGCUUGCCCAGGGAGUUGCGCGAAAAGUGUUAUCAGCAGCACGUCGUCCACAUGGCGCCCGACAGAGUGCUGGAGACGAUAAUGGCGUGCGAUAAAAUUUUGGCCACUCUGCCAACCAUGCGCUGGUCCGAGCCGAUUUCUCAACUGGUAUCGCAGCUGACGGACGCGUGCCAUUUGUAUCAUCGGCAGCAUUUUUCGGCCGUUUUGGGAUCCCCUUCGUUCUUGGCCAUGGAUACCGGGUUGGGUUUUAGCGUUUGUCAAGUCGAAGAUCAGAUGUUGUCGGCUGCCAAAAAUUUGGGCGUCGAGCAAGCUUGCAGAAGCUACUCCAGGUGUUGGAAGAUGCUGGACCAAAUUUGGAGCAGACCUUUCGCUGAUUUGCUGCAUAAAAUCAAACACCAGCUGGAGCAAUGUUUGGUCAGGCAGUCUGACAGACUUAUACGAAGUAAUGCUUGGUUAAGAUUGGAUACUGUCUUAAGAACUCGUAUAAAGGAAUUGACACCUGGCUUGGAACCGGCAAGUCGUUUACCGCGCUCCACCAUAUUAAACAAGAAAAAAACCGUAACAAACACCAAACAACCAAGCCCAAUCUUAAGCUCAUCGGACUCCUCUCGCAAUUCAAGUCCAGGCAUGAAUCAAAGGAUGCAGACCUCGGCAGGCAGCCCCUCGUUGAGAAGAAGCCUUCUUUUGGCGGCCAGUGCGCCUCAAGUGCCCCCCAGUCCAUCCACCCACCGCAGGAGUACUUUGACCCAACCGACGGCGGCAAGCGCCGCAAAGUCGGCUCCCUCCAAAAACGUAAAACCCGCCCCCAAAAACCCUCCCACCAAGACUUUCAACAGUAAACCCGCUCCCACCAAACCGACACCAGCAAGGAAACAAGUGACGAUAUCGAGAAAUUCCAGCACUAAUCGUAAAGAGUCGCCUUUGCUGACCACCAGAAAAGUCGACAGUCGGUGCAGCUCGCCGUUGAAAAACGACAGUCGCACCAGCUCCCCCAGGAAGUUUGACAGUAGAGUGACUUCUCCCGUCGUUUCCAACGUGAGGUCGCCUUCGCCCAUGAAGAAGAUGGGUACGCCAUCUCCGAGGAUAAAUACGAAGAUGCCCGAACCUAAGCCGGCUGCUUCCGCAGCUGCAGCAUCCGUUCCGGCUCCCUCUAUGCAACGCUCGGGUACGUUCCUUAAAGACGAGCCCACCGUUUUAGGUAAAGUUAUUUAAUUACAUUCCACCUCUAGUCCAAUCCUAGUCAGGAUAGAUUUAUUUUUGAUCUCGUUUUUUAUUUAAGUUUUUAUUACUGUGUAAUAUUUUAGCUCCGAUUGUGAUAGGGGUCAAUCCAUAUCAAAUUAACCAAUUUAAUUUGA
This is a messenger RNA of Brassicogethes aeneus, 3246 nucleotides long. The record is from the annotation of a GenBank genome assembly. NCBI's taxonomy places the organism in Eukaryota, Metazoa, Arthropoda, Insecta, Coleoptera, Nitidulidae.